UCAUAUGAAUAUAGAAUAGAUAUACUUGGCAUAUAAUAAACAUCUAUAUAUUAAUAACUAAAAUAAUAUGAUGUACAUUGUCUAUUUUAUUUGUUCAUUGUAUAUAUAAUAUACUGUAGAAUUUUAAACUCUAAUAAAGUUGAUCUAGUAACAUAGAUCUUGAGUCAAGUCUUCUAGUUUACACUCAAGUCUAGGGUAGUCUCUCAGUAAUCCAGACUGUCUUGAGUGUAGAUCAUAGUAGAUGUAAAUAAAAAUAAUUCUUCAAAAUGGGAAAUACUAAUAAUAAAACACCUUUGCGAAAGACGCAGUCAGUUCCUGAUGUUACACCCCAGAGACUUUCGCCAGAUGCUCAAGUCUCAUUUUCUAAAGAAAAGUCACUUAGUCAGCAACGACUGAACCAAAACCAAGUCAGACCUGGCAAGCCAAACAAAGGUGCUGGGAAAAAACAGAAACAUCUCUCAGAAGACCUGCCCCAACUACCCCCAGAAGACGCUGUCUUCCUGCCAGAAUUCCCACUGCGUGGAGAUUUAGAGGAGUUGGAUUUUGAAGUCAUAGAUGUCAUCGCUAAAGGAGCUUUUGGAAAUGUCAUCAAAGUGCAACGAGAAGAUCAAAAACGUUUUUAUGCAAUGAAAGUUUUAGACAAGGCUCAAAUUCUUCAGGAAAAUGCCAUCAGACAAUGUAAAGAUGAAGCAGCCAUUCAGUCAAUGGCAGGUGAACAUCCAUUUAUUGUCAAGGCUCAUGAAUACUGGCAGUCUAAGAGGUUUUUGUAUAUAGUGUUGGAUUAUGUUCCUCAUGGUGACAUGUUUACACUUUGGACUUUCCAUGGAGCUUUCCCAGAGGAUUUGGUCAGGUUAUACAUAGCAGAGAUCUCUAUGGUUAUAGAUUACCUUCACAAUGCAAGUGUCAUCUAUAGAGAUGUCAAGAUGGAAAAUAUUCUGUUUGACCCAAAAGGACAUAUUCAACUCACCGAUUUUGGUUUAGCCAAGUGGCUUAAUGGAGGAGAGCAAACACGAACAGUGUGUGGAACUCUUCAGUACAUGGCACCUGAAGUAUUGGCUGUCUAUCCAUAUGGUCACGCUGCUGACUGGUGGUCUGUGGGUAUUCUUAUGUAUGCAAUGUUAGCUGGGAAGUAUCCAGUAGAUGGUGCUGACACUCACACCAACAUGGCUCAGAAAGUGUUUGAAUGUGAUUACCUUCUCCCAAGUCACAUCAGUGACUCUGCUCAGGAUGUCAUCCACAGGUUCUUAACCAAGAGUCCCCACAAGCGUCUUAGUAAUUUGGAUGUGAUCCAGGAUCUAGAUUUUUUUCAAGAUUUGUAUUUCUCAGAUUUAAUGGAUGGAAAGAUCAAUCCAAUAACAGUUGUGCCUGAGGAUUUUUUCCCUAUGACAGGGGAAAGUUGGGCCCCCAAUGUUGUAACUGCAGAAGAGCAAAGUCAUUUUGAUCAGUUUGAUGACACAUAUGAUACUGGUCACCGUACAUCAUAUGCCAGUCAUCCUCUUCGUCAUCAUGCCAGCCAGUACAGGCCUCCUUCCGUAGCUCAGAGGCCAGACAGCUUAGAUGAACCCUAUAGGAAAAGAUCAUAUUCUCAGCCCAUGCAAGUAUUACACAGCGAACACAGAAAAGAAUCAUCUCAUCGCGAGGAAUCAGUAUCGGAUCAAUACAGAAAACAGAAUGACAUCAUUAGGAAUCAGCAAUUCACAGCUCAGCAGUCAGAGUCUUAUGAUAAACCAGCACAUGCUCAACAGCUAAUAGAAAAGUCUGAUCCAUACAGGAAGACGUCAUCUACUAGCUUGCCAUACCCCCAGCAGAUGAAUGUAAGUUCAGGUCAGAUAUAUGGGCAACAGCAGUCCCAUGUAAGUCACCCUUCUGAAGCAGCUUACAGCCGCCAGACCCCGCUUAAUCAGCAAAGACAGAUCACAGGAAGUACUGGUGCCUCUUCAUUUCCUUACAAUGGAAACAGCAUCGACUCUCCCAGUUAUCAGUCCUCUGUCAGCGCAGACUUUGCGGGUCAGUCUGGUAGUACGAGCGGUAGUGACAGAGUCAUGGACCAAAGUGGUACUCGCCUGUCAGGGCAUGGCAGGCCAAGAGUCACAUCACUGUGAAAAGAGAACUGACUUAGAGGACAGCACUCUGUCAGUAAACUGUUGUUUCUCUUCUUGUUACGUCCAUCACCAGACAACAGUCUUGGUAUCUCACAUGGAUGCGCACAUAUUUCACUCAAUUCUUAAUUAUUUUAAAACCAACUUCUUUUAGUGAUGUGUCUUUUUAAAGGCUUUGCUUUUCAAUAUGAACUAGUGACAGUUUAGAAAUAAUAUUUCAUAAAAAUUAAUUAUUGUACAUGUGCUCUUUCUUCCCUACUGGGUUUCCAUGAAUUAGAUACAAAAAUGAAUGACUUAGUAAAGGUUAGGAUUAGUAUACAUGAAUACUUAUUGUAUGUAAUUAUCUUCUUCUUUGAAAGAACAUCUGUAAUUUAUAAGAUUCAAUAGCCAGAAGAUCAAAAGAGUUGAAGGGAUCUAUUCACAACUUUCUGGGGAAGAAUAUUGGCAAUGAUUUGUUUUUGUGUAAGUGAAAAACAAAACAAAAAUUGUGUAAAUACAGAUGCUUGUUUUUUAGCUCAAUAUCCUAAUUAAGUACAUGAGUAAAUUAUGAAGUUUUAUUCUACUCAUUUAAUUACAUAAUUCAAAAGUUAAUUGUGUAUUUGAUAAGGAGAAUGUAACAGUAAAAAGUUGAAUUGUGGUGGUUUUUCUUAGGUUUUAAUUUGUAUAGUCUGUAUUAGUUUUUGUGUUUCAGAUAAAAAGGUUACAAAUGUUCUUUGAACCAUUCUCCUUGUUUGACAGUGAUAUCUCAAGAUCAUAACGCUACAUUUACCCCAGAGCCCACUUGUUACUGUAUUCUACUUCUGUUGAUGUUUGGUUGAAGUUCUUGUAUAUUGAUAUUUUACUGUUGUAUUAGUAUAUCCAAGCCACAACAUUGUAAAGGCUAUAUAAAUAUAUAUACUGUGUAUAAAAAGUUAAUGUAGAUAUAUGAUUAUUCCACUAAUCCAGAUUAUUUAAGGGGAGGAAAUGUUGUUUGCUUUGUUGACUGAUAAUCUUCCAUUCAGUUGUGAUUGUUCAUUCUAUGAACAAAGUGAUCAUCUUAAACCUGUUCAUGUGGAUUUGUACUUUUUGUAAAUAUUAUAGAAAUGUAUUUUAUUCUGCUGAGGAAGAAAACUGAACUUCUCCCUAGCGUUGAAACAUGAGCUUGAUACAACAUUGUAUUUGUGUUAUUCACGUUGACUACAUUCUUUCAAUGAAUACUUUCAUUUUGACCAACUUUUCCUUAUUUUAAAGUUCAGAUGAUAUCAACAUAACCUUUUUUUUUGCCGGGGGGGGGGGG
Messenger RNA from Biomphalaria glabrata, 3375 nucleotides. RefSeq names its product ribosomal protein S6 kinase-related protein-like. The record is from RefSeq and is a predicted model, not a curated record. The coding region runs from base 267 to 2102 and encodes 611 amino acids. Gene Ontology annotation, molecular function: protein serine/threonine kinase activity; ATP binding. The transcript has 13 exons. Gene Ontology annotation, biological process: protein phosphorylation. Lineage: Eukaryota; Metazoa; Mollusca; Gastropoda; Planorbidae.